This is a messenger RNA of Ricinus communis (castor bean), 4276 nucleotides long. RefSeq names its product regulator of nonsense transcripts UPF2. Gene Ontology annotation, molecular function: RNA binding; protein binding. NCBI's taxonomy places the organism in Eukaryota, Viridiplantae, Streptophyta, Magnoliopsida, Malpighiales, Euphorbiaceae. Gene Ontology annotation, biological process: nuclear-transcribed mRNA catabolic process, nonsense-mediated decay. The coding region runs from base 195 to 3779 and encodes 1194 amino acids. The transcript has 18 exons. The record is from RefSeq and is a predicted model, not a curated record. Gene Ontology annotation, cellular component: cytoplasm; exon-exon junction complex.
AUCCAUAUUCAAAACCAAAGUAUCCGGGUUUGGCUAAAUCGGUUUCAAAAUUUCGAGCAUUGAAUUUCUCAUGCCUAAACAAAACCUUUCUCUCUCUCCCUCUACUCAAGUUCCUUACUUCUCCGUUAACUCUCCGGUUCAUCUCUCCGAUCAGGUUUUCGAUUUUGUGAAUAGAGUUAGUUAUUAUAGUAGAAAUGGAGCAGCACGAAGAUGAUGGCCGUGUUGGCGGUGAAUCACAGUCCAAACAAGAUGAUGAGGAAGCUGCUGCUCGACUUGAAGAAAUUAAGAAAUCAAUAGAGGCGAAAGCUGCCCUUCGUCAAAGCAAUUUGAAUCCUGAAAGGCCUGAUUCUGGAUUCCUUAGGACAUUGGAUUCAAGCAUUAAGCGUAAUACAGCGGUUAUUAAAAAAUUAAAGCAGAUAAAUGAAGAGCAGAGGGAAGGGCUAAUGGAUGAGUUGAGAAAUGUCAACCUUAGCAAAUUUGUCAGUGAAGCCGUAACGGCAAUUUGUGAUGCAAAACUUAGAAGUUCUGAUAUACAAGCAGCAGUUCAGAUCUGCUCUUUGCUUCAUCAAAGGUACAAAGAUUUUUCUCCAAGCCUGGUACAAGGGCUUUUGAAGGUCUUUUUUCCUGGAAAAUCAGGGGAAGAGUUGGACGUGGACAGGAACUCAAAGGCUAUGAAGAAGCGGAGUACUUUGAAACUGCUUUUGGAACUUUACUUUGUUGGAGUUAUAGAAGACAGCAGUAUUUUCAUCAAUAUUAUUAAGGAUCUUACUAGUGUGGAACACUUGAAGGAUCGGGAUGCUACUCAGACAAAUCUGACUCUUCUUGCUAGUUUUGCUCGACAAGGGAGAGUUUUCCUAGGACUUUCCCUCUCUGGACAAGAGAUUCAUGAAGAGUUUGUUAAGGGUCUUAAUAUCACAACAGAUCAAAAGAAAAUCUUCAGGAAAGCCUUUAAUACAUAUUAUGAUGCUGUAUCAGAAUUACUUCAGUCUGAGCACACUUCUCUGCGCCAAAUGGAGCAUGAAAAUGCAAAGAUUUUGAAUGCUAAAGGAGAGCUCAGUGAUGAAAAUGUUGCUUCAUAUGAAAAGCUUCGAAAAUCUUAUGACCACUUGUAUCGCAAUGUAUCAUCUUUGGCUGAAGCCCUUGAUAUGCAACCUCCAGUGAUGCCAGAGGAUGGCCACACAACUAGGGUUACCACUGGGGAGGAUGCUUCAUCACCUGCUACUGGGAAAGAUUCUUCUGUUCUUGAAGCUUUAUGGGAUGAUGAAGAUACUAGGGCAUUUUAUGAAUGCUUACCAGAUCUCAGAGCAUUUGUUCCAGCAGUAUUAUUGGGAGAAGCAGAGCCCAAAGUGAAUGAACAAUCUGUGAAGACUCAAGAACAACCAAGUGAGGUGCCACCUGAGUCUGACCAAGGCCAACCUACUCAAGAUACUGCUGAGUCUUCUGCAGACACUGGUACUGUGCAGGAGGGGAAAAGCAUUGAGAAAGGAAAGGAUAAGGAUGAAAAGGAUAAAGAAAAAGCUAAAGAUCCCGAAAAAGAGAAAAAUAAAGAAAAGGAUGCUGAGAGAAAAGGGGAAAAUGAAAAGGAUAAACUCAAAGGUCUUGAAGGGACAAGCUUGGAUGCUUUACUGCAGAGGCUCCCUGGUUGUGUCAGUCGUGAUCUUAUCGAUCAAUUGACUGUAGAAUUCUGUUAUUUAAAUUCCAAGUCAAAUCGGAAAAAGCUCGUAAGGGCAUUGUUUAAUGUUCCCAGGACGUCCCUAGAACUGCUACCAUACUACUCACGGAUGGUUGCUACACUAUCAACUUGUAUGAAGGAUGUCUCUUCCAUGCUCUUGCAGAUGUUAGAGGAGGAGUUCAAUUUCUUGAUAAAUAAGAAGGAUCAAAUGAAUAUUGAAACAAAGAUCAGGAAUAUUAGGUUUCUCGGAGAACUGUGCAAGUUUAAAAUCGCGCCACCUGGACUUGUCUUCAGCUGUUUGAAGGCUUGUUUGGAUGAUUUCACUCAUCAUAACAUCGAUGUUGCCUGCAAUCUUCUUGAGACAUGUGGUCGUUUUCUGUAUCGAUCUCCUGAAACUACUGUACGUAUGGCUAAUAUGCUAGAGAUUUUGAUGCGCUUGAAAAAUGUCAAAAAUUUAGAUCCUCGGCAUAGCACCCUCGUAGAAAAUGCUUACUAUUUGUGCAAACCACCUGAAAGAUCUGCACGAGUGUCUAAAGUCCGCCCUCCAUUAUACCAGUACAUUAGAAAAUUGCUAUUCUCAGAUCUAGAGAAGUCUUCCAUUGAGUAUGUGCUGAGGCAACUUCGUAAACUGCCAUGGAGUGAAUGCGAUGCAUACCUUUUGAAAUGCUUUAUGAAGGUUCACAAGGGGAAAUAUGGACAAAUUAACCUAAUUGCUUCUCUUACUGCUGGUUUGAGCCGUUAUCAUGAUGAAUUUGCAGUUGCUGUAGUUGAUGAGGUUCUGGAGGAGAUUAGGCUUGGGCUGGAAUUAAAUGACUAUGGCAUGCAGCAGAGGCGCAUUGCCCAUAUGCGAUAUUUAGGAGAGCUUUACAACUACGAACUUGUGGAUUCCUCCGUAAUUUUUGAGACACUCUAUUUGAUCCUUGGUUUUGGCCAUGACACACCAGAGCGUGAUGUACUGGAUCCACCAGAGGAUUGUUUUCGCAUCAGGAUGGUUAUCACUCUUCUUGAGACCUGUGGACACUACUUCGACCGAGGUUCUUCUAAGAGGAAACUUGAUCGAUUUUUAAUACAUUUUCAGCGGUAUAUUCUCAGCAAGGGAGCACUACCUCUUGACGUUGAAUUUGAUUUACAGGACUUAUUUGCGGAUUUACGCCCUAGCAUGACUCGGUACUCAUCCAUUGAAGAAGUUAAUGCAGCGCUUAUAGAACUUGAGGAGAAUGAACGGACAGGUUCCAUUGACAAGGUCAAUAACGAGAAGCACUAUGACAGCGAAAAACCUUCUAGCAGGAAUGCUUCCAAUGCCAUCUCUGCUAAUGGACAAAAUAUUGUGAAUGGUAAUGAGGAAAACGGUGGAAUUCAUGAGGACAUUGGUGACACUGACACUGAUUCGGGCAGUGGCACCAUUGACCAAGAGGGACAUGAUGACGAGGACUUAGAUGAAGAGAAUCAUGACGAUGGGUGUGACACAGAGGAGGACGAAGAUGAUGAUGGAGGUGGACCUGUUUCUGAUGAGGAUGAUGAAGUCCUUGUCAGACAAAAAGUGGCUGAGGUGGACCCAGUGGAAGCAGAAAAUUUUGAGCAGGAGCUAAGGGCAGUAAUGCAGGAGAGCAUGGAGCAGCGCAGGCAAGAGCUGCGGGGUCGUCCAAUGAUAAAUAUGGCGAUACCUAUGACCAUGUUUGAAGGAUCCACUACUCAUGGAAGGGGGGUAGGAGGUGAAAGUGGUGAUGAGGCAUUGGAUGAGGAGGCAGGAGGAAGUAAAGAGGUUCAGGUGAAAGUACUCGUGAAGCGUGGGAACAAGCAACAGACAAAACAGAUGUCCAUUCCUAGGGAUUGCUCUCUUGUCCAGAGUACGAAACAGAAAGAAGCAGCCGAGUUUGAAGAGAAACAAGAUAUCAAGAGGCUUGUCUUGGAAUACAAUGAUAGAGAGGAAGAGGAAAAUAAUGGGUUGGGAACCCAGACAUUGAACUGGAUGCCUAGUGGUAGCAACAGAACUGGCAGCCGUGGCAGUAUGUGGGAAGGAAGCAGCAGUAGAGGCACUGGAUCUCGUCAUCGGCAUCAGUAUCAGCAUCAUUCAGGCAGUGGUGUUUAUCAUGGCAGAAGAAGGUGAGCAACAGCAGAAGUAUAUUGACAUGCCGCCACAAUGUUCUGAUUGUGGAUGAAAUGUGUAGCAGAGGAAAUUGUGUUUUUUUGACACAGCCGCGUUUGCCCUGAUUGUGGGGGCAAAUGUUUCUUUGACAGCAGAAGUAAAGGAAACUGCUCAUUUAAUAGCACCAUCCCCAAGUGCCGCAUUAGCCAUUCACCCACAGCAGAAGAAUUGCAGUGUUAUCCAUCGAGGUCUGUGAAGAGAAACAUUAGAUGCAGAUGCUAUUGUAAAUGCCCAAUCUGGUUAUGCGUUAUGAUGUUGUGUAGCAGAAGAAUUUUGUGAAGGAAAAGUGGUUAUGCCCGAAUACCUAAUUAUAUUAAGGAUUUGUCACCCAUGGUUUGCAGGACCAGUAUCUUAUUAUACUCGACAAAAAACGAGAUUUCUAUCUGACAUUGUAGUUUGUGGUUUGUAUAUGUGUAGACCACCCAGUCGCUAAUUUAAAUGGUACAUUAUUCUAACGA